Messenger RNA from Manihot esculenta (cassava), 2502 nucleotides. Its product is annotated as beta-galactosidase 13. The coding region runs from base 1 to 2307 and encodes 768 amino acids. The transcript is spliced from 18 exons. Gene Ontology annotation, cellular component: vacuole; cell wall. Gene Ontology annotation, molecular function: carbohydrate binding; beta-galactosidase activity. The record is from RefSeq and is a predicted model, not a curated record. Gene Ontology annotation, biological process: carbohydrate metabolic process. NCBI's taxonomy places the organism in Eukaryota, Viridiplantae, Streptophyta, Magnoliopsida, Malpighiales, Euphorbiaceae.
AUGUGGCCUGAGCUUAUCGCAAAGGCCAAGCGUGGAGGUUUAAAUUUGAUACAAACUUAUGUGUUUUGGAACAUUCAUGAGCCUGUGAAGGGCCAGUACGAUUUUGAAGGACGAUGUGACGUAGUGAAAUUCUUCAAGAUGAUUGGAGAGCAGGGCAUGUAUGCAACUCUCAGGCUUGGACCAUUCAUCCAAGCUGAAUGGAACCAUGGUGGACUCCCAUAUUGGUUAAGAGAGAUUCCAAACAUCAUAUUCCGUUCUUACAAUGAACCGUACAUGAUUCACAUGGAGAAGUUCAUCAGGACGAUUGUCGAGAAGAUUAGAGAAGCGAAGUUAUUUGCACCACAGGGAGGUCCUAUCAUCUUGGCUCAGAUUGAAAAUGAGUACAACACUGUCCAACUUGCAUAUAGAGAAUUGGGAGAUAAAUAUGUUCAGUGGGCAGGAAAUUUUGCUCUGGGUCUGAAAGUAGGAGUACCAUGGGUUAUGUGCAAGCAGAGAGAUGCUCCUGGUGAAGUGAUCAACUCAUGCAAUGGAAGGCACUGCGGAGAUACAUUCCCAGGCCCCAACCGUCCCAACAAGCCUUAUAUCUGGACUGAGAAUUGGACUGCUCAGUUUAGAGUAUUUGGUGACCCACCUUCUCAAAGAGCAGCAGAAGAUAUUGCAUUUUCAGUAGCACGAUGGUUCUCCAAGAAUGGGUCGCUAGUCAACUACUAUAUGUUCCAUGGUGGGACAAACCUUGACAGAACUGCUGCUUCAUUCGUAACAACUCGCUACUAUGAUGAAGCACCUCUCGACGAAUUUGGUUUAGAGAGGCAACCAAAAUAUGGUCACCUCAAGGACUUGCACAGGGCUCUAAGACUAUCCAAGAAGGCUUUGCUUUGGGGCACGCCUGGUGUAGAAACCAUGGCUGAUGAUCUUGAGGCUCGUUUUUAUGAGCAACCAGGAACAAAACUCUGUGCUGCUUUCUUGGUAAACAACGACACAAAACAAGAUCAGAAUAUUAAGUUCAGAGGUCGAGAAUUCUACCUCCCUCCACGUUCCAUUAGUAUCCUUCCUGAUUGCAAAACCGUGGUUUACAACACCAUGACGGUUGUGGCACAACACAAUUCAAGGAAUUUUAAAAAAUCCCAAACGGCAAACAAGAAAUUGAAAUGGGAGACGAUAUCUGAAGCCAUUCCAAUCCAACUUAAAGUAACAGCCAAGAUCCCAAACGAGCUCUAUUUCUUGACCAAAGAUGCCACUGACUAUUCUUGGUACACCACAUCCAUGGUAUUAUAUCCUCGAGACUUGUCUGUUCGAAGAGACAUUCUCCCAGUUAUAAGGGUUGCAAGUCUUGGCCAUGCAAUGGUUGCUUUUAUAAAUGGAGAAUAUAUAGGAUCGGCACAUGGGAGUCAAAUUGAGAAGAGUUUUGUCCUACAGAAACCUGUGGAAUUGAAGCCUGGGGUUAAUAAUAUUACACUAUUAGGCUCUCUGGUUGGGCUACCUGAUAGCGGAGCUUAUAUGGAGCAUAGGUAUGCUGGGCCUCGAGGUGUAACAAUCCUGGGUUUGAACACUGGAACUCUGGAUUUGACGGCAAAUGGUUGGGGUCAUGAGGUUGGAAUGGUUGGAGAGAAGGGUCAAUGGUUUAAUGAGGAAGGAUCAAAGAAGGUAACUUGGAAAGAAGUUCCACAAGGAGAAGGUCCUCCAGUCACAUGGUACAAGGCUUAUUUUGAUGUUCCUGAAGGAGAUGAUCCAGUUGCUGUCCGUAUGACUGGUAUGAAAAAAGGUACAAUUUGGAUCAACGGUAAGAGCAUUGGCCGUUACUGGAUGACUUACGUUUCCCCUCUUGGCAUUCCUACUCAAUCUGAGUACCAUAUCCCCAGAUCUUAUAUGAAGCCAAAGGAUAACCUCAUUGUAAUACUGGAGGAGGAGCCUGCCGACCCCGGAAAGAUAGAGAUUCUCCUUGUGAAUAGAGACACAAUCUGCAGUUUCAUAACAGAGCAUCAUCCACCAAAUGUAAAAUCAUGGGCACGGAAAGAUGACACAUUUAAAACUGUAGUUGAUGAUUUGCGACCAUCAGCUCACCUCAGGUGUCCAGACGGCAAGAAGAUUAUCGCAGUGGAGUUUGCAAGCUUCGGCGAUCCUUAUGGUGCUUGUGGAGGUUAUGUUCUUGGAAAUUGCACAUCCCCUCUUUCCAUGCUGGUUGUCGAACAGAAUUGCGCUGGAAAAAAUGAGUGUAACAUUCCUAUGGAGAGAUCUCUCUUCGACAAGGAUCAUGAUGCUUGCCCAGAUAUUAAAAAGACACUAGCCAUCCAAGUGAAGUGCGGCUAGAAGAAUUAGACCUUAAGAUAUAGAAGGGCGUUUGUGAUCAUGGGUCUGAAUGAGAAACACCUAGUCAAGCACAGAAUUCGUAUCGCUUAAAUUUGUAUCUACAAGACGUUCAAACUCAUGAUUUGUACUCACCUUGUCAUAUUCAAGUAUCUUAUUAAAAUUAAGAGUGGAUUUUUUUUUUUUUUUUUGCCUGUA